Vigna radiata var. radiata (mung bean) is the source of this 705-nucleotide messenger RNA. RefSeq lists its product as uncharacterized. Lineage: Eukaryota; Viridiplantae; Streptophyta; Magnoliopsida; Fabales; Fabaceae. The record is from RefSeq and is a predicted model, not a curated record. Bases 1 to 705 code for a protein of 234 amino acids. The transcript has a single exon.
AUGGCAAACAGAACAUUCAAUGAAGACAGGUGUCAUGCAAAAACGGUACACGUGUCGAUGGCCAAUGAAACCGACCAUGUAGAAGAUGAGGAUUGCUGGUAUUUAGAUACAGCAUGUUCCAAUCACAUGACGGGAAGAAGGGACUGGCUGUUGGAUCUUGAUCCGAAAGUCAAAAGUAGAGUGCGAUUCGCUGAUAAUAGCGUUAUCAUGGCUGGAGGAGCUGGAAAGAUCUUGAUCAAACAGAAGGAUGGAAGAUCUGCGUAUAUGAACAACGUGCUAUAUGUCCCAAACAUGAAGAGCAAUCUGCUGAGUCUGGGACAACUUCUCGAGAAAGAUUAUAUGAUGAAGAUGCAUCAGAAGCACAUGGAGGUGUUUGACGAAAUGCAACGACUCGUACUCAAAGCCCCACUUGCAAAGAACAGAACGUUUAAGGUAAGGUUGGAUGUUGUUGCUGUGCAAUGUUUAACUGCAAUAGAUUUGAAGGAGGAAGCUUGGUUAUGGCACUAUCGUUUCAGCCAUCUGAACUUUCGAAGUUUGAGCUUGCUGAAAUCCAAGAAUCUUGUGAAAGGGGUUCCAACAAUCCAAAAGCCUGACAGGGUAUGUGAAGGAUGUGUUGUUGGAAAGCAAACCAGAACCGAAUUCAAGAAAACCACAUUCAAGAGAGCCAAACAACCUCUUGUUGUUGUCUACUCAGAUGUGUGUUGA